This is a messenger RNA of Tripterygium wilfordii, 3505 nucleotides long. Its product is annotated as putative calcium-transporting ATPase 11, plasma membrane-type. Gene Ontology annotation, biological process: calcium ion transmembrane transport. The transcript is spliced from 7 exons. Gene Ontology annotation, cellular component: membrane; intracellular membrane-bounded organelle. Bases 146 to 3262 code for a protein of 1038 amino acids. NCBI's taxonomy places the organism in Eukaryota, Viridiplantae, Streptophyta, Magnoliopsida, Celastrales, Celastraceae. The record is from RefSeq and is a predicted model, not a curated record. Gene Ontology annotation, molecular function: ATP hydrolysis activity; calmodulin binding; ATP binding.
CAUAUAUUACUGCAGCUCUUGCUCCUCCAGUCCACCAUUUACGGGAUUAAUGUUUGAACAUUUCCCCUGCAAACAAAAAACAAGUCUAAUAGUACUACUGCAUGUGUCUUCUUGAUUUGUCUGUUUGAGAUCGUGAAAUCAAUUAAUGGAGAACUACUUGAGAAAGAACUUUGAGGUGGAGGCCAAGAGGCCAUCAGAGGAAGCCUUAAGGAGAUGGAGAUGUGCAGUUUCUGUAGUCAAGAACCCUCGCCGGAGAUUUCGCAUGGUUGCAGAUCUUGCCAAGCGCGCUGAAGCCCAAAGAAAGCGUAAAAUCAUCCAGGAAAAGCUAGGAGUGGCUCUGUAUGUGCAGAAGGCAGCAUUGCAUUUCAUUGAUGCUGGUAACAGAGUUGUUGAGCACAAUGUGCCCGAAGAUUUCAGCGAAUCUGGGUUCCGCAUUAACCCUGAUGAACUAGCAUCAGUUGUUGGUUCCCACAACAUCAAGCGCUUGGAAUCACAUGGUGGAGCUGAAGGAUUAGCCAGAAACCUCUCUGUAUCUUUGAGAGAUGGUGUUGUUUCAAGUGACAUAACAAUCAGGCAAAAUGUGUAUGGAUGCAACCGACACGCUGAAAAACCUUCCAGAUCGUUCUGGAUGUUUGUCUGGGAAUCAUUACAUGACUUGACACUAAUCAUUCUUAUGGUAUGCGCGGUGGUUUCUGUUGGCGUUGGCAUUGCAACUGAAGGGUGGCCUAAAGGCAUGUAUGAUGGACUAGGAAUAAUACUGUGUAUUGUUCUGGUUGUGAUGGUCACUGCAAUCAGUGACUACAAGCAGUCCUUGCAAUUCAAGGUUUUGGAUAAGGAGAAGAAGAAUAUAAUGAUUCAGGUGACUAGAGAUGGAUGCAGACAAAAAGUUUCGAUCUUCGAUUUGGUGGUAGGAGAUGUUGUCCAUUUAUCAAUUGGAGAUCAAGUUCCUGCUGAUGGCGUUCUGAUAUCAGGCUACAGCUUAACAGUUGAUGAAUCCAGCUUGUCCGGUGAGAGUGAGCCGGUGAAUGUAGAUGAAGCGAGGCCAUUUCUACUUUCCGGGACAAAAAUCCAAGAUGGGUCUGGGAAGAUGUUGGUGACUGCAGUUGGUAUGAGGACUGAAUGGGGAAGGCUGAUGGUUACAUUGAGUGAAGGCGGAGAAGAUGAGACACCACUUCAAGUGAAGCUCAAUGGGGUGGCAACCAUAAUUGGGAAGAUUGGCUUGGCUUUUGCUGUAAUGACAUUUCUGGUACUGACAACAAGGUUCCUUGUUUCUAAAAUACAUCGACACGAGAUCACCAAAUGGUCUCUAGAUGAUGCAGUGAACCUUCUAAAUUACUUUGCAAUUGCAGUGACCAUAAUUGUUGUUGCAGUACCAGAAGGACUUCCUUUGGCAGUGACGCUAAGCCUUGCGUUCGCGAUGAAAGAACUGAUGAACGACAAGGCUCUAGUGAGGCAUCUCUCUGUGUGCGAGACAAUGGGUUCUGCAAGUUGCAUUUGCACAGACAAAACUGGAACAUUGACAACAAACCACAUGGUGGUGAACAAGAUAUGGAUUAGUGAACAAACCAAGACUAUAAGAAGCACUAAGAUUGAACAUGAGUUCAGGUCCUCUUUUUCUGAACAAACAUUUAACCUCCUUUUGCAGUCUAUAUUCCUUAACAGCGGUUCAGAGGUUGUGAAAGGUAAAGAUGGAAAGAACACUAUAUUAGGUACCCCAACAGAAACCGCUCUGCUGGAAUUCGGAUUGCUUUUAGGGGGAGAUUCAAGGAUUCAUCACCAAGAAUCAGAAAUAGUGAAAGUUGAGCCUUUUAAUUCAGUGAAAAAAAAGAUGUCUGUACUUGUUUCUCUACCUAAAAGAGGUGAGUUUCGAGCAUUCUGCAAAGGCGCGUCAGAAAUAAUCCUUAAAAUGUGUGAAAGGAUGGUUAACAAUGAUGGAAAAGAAGUGGUUCUCUCUGAAAAUCAAAGGAAGAAAAUAGCAGAUGUCAUAAAUGGUUUUGCUUGUGAAGCUCUAAGAACUCUAUGCUUGGCUUUCAAGGAUGUAGAAGGCAAUUCUGAGAUACCAAGUGAUGGUUAUACACUAAUAGCUGUAAUUGGAAUCAAGGAUCCUGUGCGUCCCGGGGUAAGAGAAGCUGUUAAAACGUGUUUAGCAGCAGGUAUCACCGUGCGAAUGGUCACCGGUGACAAUAUCAAUACAGCAAAAGCCAUUGCUAAGGAGUGUGGGAUCUUGACAGAAGAUGGUUUGGCAAUGGAAGGGCCAGAUUUUCGCAACAAGAGCCCGAGGGAAAUGGAAGAGCUGAUACCAAAACUACAGGUUAUGGCUAGAUCUCUGCCAUUGGACAAGCACACAUUAGUAACCCAAUUGAGGAAUAUGUUCAAAGAAGUUGUGGCGGUGACCGGUGAUGGCACCAACGAUGCUCCUGCUCUACAUGAAGCAGAUAUUGGACUUGCAAUGGGCAUUGCAGGAACUGAGGUUGCAAAAGAAAAUGCUGAUGUUAUCAUAAUGGACGAUAACUUCACAACUAUUGUGAAUGUAGCAAGAUGGGGACGUGCUGUUUAUAUUAACAUUCAGAAGUUUGUGCAGUUCCAGUUAACCGUUAACGUCGUAGCCCUCAUGAUCAAUUUUGUUUCUGCCUGCAUCACAGGGUCUGCUCCUCUCACAACUGUUCAGUUGCUCUGGGUGAAUAUGAUCAUGGACACUUUAGGUGCACUGGCAUUAGCAACAGAACCUCCCAACGAUGGCUUGAUGAGGAGACCUCCAAUAGGGAGGAAUAUAAAGUUCAUUACGCGUACAAUGUGGAGAAAUAUAACCGGUCAAAGCAUAUACCAGAUCAUUGUUCUUGCAAUCCUCAACUUUGAUGGGAAACGCCUUCUAAAGCUCACUGGUAGUGCUGAUGCUACUGCAGUGCUCAAUACCUUCAUUUUCAAUACCUUUGUGUUCUGCCAGGUAUUUAAUGAAAUCAACAGUCGCGACAUGGAGAGGAUAAAUGUUUUCAGCGGCAUGCUUGAAAGCUGGGUUUUCAUGGCUGUCAUGGUCUCAACAGUGGGUUUCCAGAUCAUGAUUGUUGAAGUUCUUGGGACAUUCGCAGACACGGUUCCUCUGAACGGGGAACUGUGGUUGGCGAGUGUGUGUAUUGGAGCUGGGAGCUUGCUUGUUGGGGUUGUCUUGAAGUGCAUUCCUGUUGGAUCAAGCGAAUUUGCUACCACUGCUGAGUAUCAUCAAGAUGGAUAUGAGACACUCCCUAGUGGUCCUGAUCAGGCAUGAUUGCAGUUUGCCAUGGACAUUCUCAGAGACAAUCAAAAAUUUCACCACUGCAAGGCUCCUAAAGGCAAUGAGUAACGACCCUGCUCAUUCAUCCACCAAUCAUUCUAUAGCAUAAUUGUCAAUUUUCUCUAACCUUUUGGUUAUCUGUAAAGACUAUUUCAACACAUGUUAACCCUGGUACAGGAAUGUCUCCUCCUUUCCAUUCCUACGCUCAAGUACUCUGUCCAAUACCUCAAAAUCAGA